AUGAAUUGUCAAAACCUCGUACAGAUCUUAAUAGAAUCAUUUAAUGCAUUGGCCGAUGAAGUUCAAAACUUGAGUGACAGGCAGACUGUCCUGGAGCAUAAACUUCGAUAUGCACACGAGCAGUUCCAGUAUCUAGCCGAUAAAUAUGCUCCGACGGCGCCUGAGAUUUCAGAGACGCUAUUGAAUCUUCAGAUUCCCCCAGAGUUGCACAAUCCAUCCCUAGCAAACAAUAGUUUUGUUCCCUUGCCUAGAAGAAAAACCUCAGAUUCUAAACAUCAAAUUGCCGUCAUCAUUAGGGAAGGUAGACGUGUUGCCUCCUCCUUAACAGCUACUAGCAAGAGCAGUCGAUCUAGCAGAGACAGUCUUCCCCCUACUACGAUGACGACCCUUUCUACUAUCCUCGAGCAGGACUUUACUAUCCCGGGAAAGAAGAGCAAUUUAGAUUGUCCCUUCUCCCAACCCGCCAGAGAAGAGAAGCAGAAUGAGGAGCCCAGUAACAUACCUGACAAAACGGUGCAUGAUAUAGAAGAUCCCAUCUGUGCGACCAUGUAUGAUGACCCAAGCUCACAGCCUGCUGCUUCCAAAUGCCCAAUUCGAUACAUGGACCAGCACUCACCAGAAGAGAUCGCUCACUACUUGGAGACACACAAGCACGAGUUACCAAGGAGUCACGAAGUCUGUGUGCGUAGGUAUCAAAAGAAUGAGGAACACAUCAGGAAGCUAGAUGCCAAGUAUGGUAAUCUUGCCAACAUGGUUGAAGGUCUCAGUCGGAUUCAUCAACCCAUGUUACCUGAACGGGACACGCGACCUCAGAGCGAGGUUGAAAAAACCUCAAACGAUCGUGUCGUGAGCUGGGCUCAAACGGUGAGCGCGACGGCCUCGGAUGAUCCAGAGCAUACUGCUUUAGAACAUCAUGAGGAUGAUCUAGAUGAUCUAGACAGGCAAAGCCGUUUCGACCGACCUCUUAAGGAGGUCCGAGUUGGUGAAUCGCCGAGCCGCCCUUGGGGCAUUUCAGUGCCCGUGUUCGAUACUCCACCGGGUGUUGAAGGGUUGGGUCGACCUGAGUCACCUCCACCAGCGCCCGUUCAGAUUCCUUCAUCGCUGCCUCCUCAAGUGACGCCGGCAAAAACUGGAAAGUGUCCCUUCGAUCACACGAAGUUGACGGAUAUGAUGAACGGCUCUCCGCUGAAACGUGAAGAUAAGAGCUCCGUUAGGUUCGGAGAUAUCCGGUCGAGUAGUCAAACUUCUAUUCCAGCUCAUGAGCCACGAUUUGCAGCCAGCAAUCCACGCCAGCCUACGUUCAUCAAUCCGGCCGAGCUGGACCGCAAGUCGGAUAAUAAGCCGCAGAUGUUAUUUACAGGCCCGGUCUUCAUUGGAUAUCCCAUCGAGGAUGCGAUUCGGCUCAUGCAGAGCCUCCAAGGACAACAGUAA
Molecule: messenger RNA, 1431 nt
Organism: Daldinia childiae
Lineage: Eukaryota; Fungi; Ascomycota; Sordariomycetes; Xylariales; Hypoxylaceae
Exons: 2
Coding region: 1-1431 (476 amino acids)
Source: RefSeq, a predicted model, not a curated record